Messenger RNA from Sinocyclocheilus rhinocerous, 921 nucleotides. RefSeq lists its product as uncharacterized. The record is from RefSeq and is a predicted model, not a curated record. Bases 202 to 837 code for a protein of 211 amino acids. The transcript has 2 exons. NCBI's taxonomy places the organism in Eukaryota, Metazoa, Chordata, Actinopteri, Cypriniformes, Cyprinidae.
UUUGUUCUGUUUUGAUCAUUUGUUACUUUCAAUAAACUGCAAUUGGAUCUUACCUUGUUUCUCCUGGUGUUCCGUGACAGAAAAUAGCAGCCACUACAAGAUCCAGCAGUUUGUUUUUCUUUUUUCCUUUUUUGAAUCAUGGACCUUCGGAUUGUCCCUCCUGCCACAGGGAAGGAGUGAGUGAUCCGACACCGGACUCUGAUGGCUUGGCGGCAGGAAGGAAUGGAGGUUGGUGGGUUUGCCCAGACCUUUUGGACAUUGGCAGUGGGCCUAAAUUACAAUGAUGCUGCACUUAAGGACCUCCUUAACAUCUGUCUGGAUAAUCCUUUGCCCCAGUGGGAGGUGAAAGGACUCGAGAUCCUAGACUUCUGGGGCUUCGUCAGAUAUCUCCAGGGUCGAAGUCAGUGGGCAAAACCAGGCCAAUCAGAAACCUUCUGCAGGGGUUUUCCCACCACCUCUAUCCUUCAGACUCCAACUAAGCGGCGGAGGGGGAGAAGGAAGACGGGAAAACCCACUCCAGAGCCCGCUCCAUUCCGGGAGCCCACAGAGCCCGCUGUUACUAAACUCUCUCUGCUCUUGUUUUUAGGUACUCCUGAGUUGCUGAGAGGGUUUUCUGUCCCACCAAUGUUGCCUGACAGGAUUCCGGCUCCGCCCUGGUUGCCCGCCUGGGUUCUGGUGUGGCAGGAGCCUCACUGGCUCAUUCCUCCAGCUCCAUCCUGGCUAUCUGCUGGGGGUUCCUGUAUGGUUGGGGCCCUGCUGGUUCGUCCUGCCGGCCCCACCUUGGCCUUCCACCCUGCCCGUUCCGCUCUUACACCCUGGUCUACCUCUGUUCCCUGAUCCCCUUCCUAUGCAUGGUCCUGGCCCGCCAUCCCUCCCCCUGGUCCGCCUCAGUUCCACCUCCCUCCUGAACUUUUAUGUUUU